AAACUUAGACUCAGAAAAAGGAUGGUGAGCGUAGAAGAACGCGGGGUCCUGUAUGAGCCGAACUGGUUGACAGGGGACCCGGGCGGCUAUGAAGAAACGACCGAAGUCCCGCUAAGCGCCGUCUCGGAGACGACCGGGGAAGAGGAGGUGGCGGAGCCUCUGCAACAGAGCGACCUCCUGCGACCUAUCCUCAUGGACAUCGCCAGGCACGGACUCAGCCACGCGUACGAGAAAUACCGCAAUCGGGGCCAUCCGAUCUGCAGCGGUGGAGGCGAAUGCAAGCAGACGCAGAAUCCCAAGAACAUCAUCGUCGUAGGUGCGGGGAUGGCGGGGAUGGUGGCCGCGUACGAGCUCAUACGAGUCGGCCACAACGUGACGAUACUAGAGGCCCAAGACAGAGCCGGAGGCCGAGUACGCACCUACGACCACAAGGACGGCUUCAAGAAGGGACUUCACGUGGACGCUGGGGCCAUGAGACUGCCGAACCGACCUGGAGAUAAAUACAAGGUCCACUUCCUCACUGACUACUACACUGAGGAGCUUUUCAAACUGGAAGUGGUCGACUUUGUCAACAGCAACGACAACACGUUCCUCAAGUUCUACAACUAUCCCCUCACACAGAAAAAGGAUUGGGAUGAUGCAACGUUCUCUAAGCUGUGGCCAGGGUGGGAUCGCACCAUUCGACUGACCGGAGCCAAGUCCAAGUACAACAUCACCAACAUUGAUACCUACUAUGAGCUCACCACCAAUGUCGUCAUAGACCAGCUCCGUAUCCUCCUGGCUGGAGUCGUCAGUCCAGCAACGCGCUCCGCCAUCUGGGGUAAGUGGGUGGAGACCUGGUCCCACUUCCCACUGGACGGGUUCCUCCACUCCACCAAGGAAGCCGUACUUGAACGAAUCCCGGCCGACUAUCGUAUCGGCCUUGACAAGCUCGGCGAACUCCUGCCUUGGCCCGAGGCAGCCGUCACUGCCUACGAGGUGUUCUCCUACACUCCUGCAAUGGACACCAGUCUGGUCGAGUUUCUCCGCGAGACUAUGGGCCACUGGUGGACGCCUCACAUGCACACCAUCAAGGGCGGGAUGUCGGGGCUCCCCGAGGCUUUCAAGAAAGAGUUGAAGAAACACAUCAAGUUUGGGUUCACGGUGACCGAGAUCGAGUAUGAGUCGCCGUCGGACGACCUCCACAGGAAAGUCACGGUGAAGGGGUUCAAGGAGAGGAAGAGUGACGGGAAAGUUGUGCAAAAGAGCAUCGAGGGGCACGCUGUCAUCGUUACUACUCCGAUCAACAUCCUGAGACAGAUCAAGUUCACCCCAGCAACUUCCGAAUCCAAGGACAAAGAUACGCCAUUGAUGCCGAUGAAGUUCUACAAGGCCAUCGAGGACAUCUGGUACGGGCCGUCGUCCAAGAUAAUGCUCCAGUGCAAGACGAGGUUCUGGGAGACAGAGUACCAGAUCCAGGGUGGGUUCACCAAGACCAAUCUCCCCGUGGGCCAGAUCCACUACCCCAGCAACCCCGGGUUCGACACCAUUCCUAAAAGAAUAAAGGAGGGAAUUCUUCUCGUGUACACCUGGAAGUCUGAGGCCCUCUUGUUUGGUGCUCUGACCCCCGAACUGGCCGUGGCUGAAGCCGUCGAUCAAAUUGCGGAGAUCCACCCCCAAAUCAGGGAGCAGUUUGAGUUUGGUGCAAUCAAGGCCUGGUACAACGACCCUGCCGAGCAGGGAGCCUAUGCCCUCCUGAAACCACGGCAGGUGCAGCACGUCAUGUGGCUCAUGUACCCGUGGAGGAACAUCUACUUCGCGGGAGAAGCCAUCUCGUUUGCCAAUGGAUGGAUCCAGGGGGCCUUGGAGUCUGGGCUGAGAGCUGCCUACCAGUUCUAUGCUCGAACGAGAGCUCUGCCGGACAGUAAGUCGCUAUGCCAAAUGGAACAGAUUAGAGACUUGGAUAGCAGAAAAUGAAACAGAAAGUAGUAUGUAUUAGUGCCUUAGGUGCCUUGUGCUGUGCAGAGUAGUUUGUUGCUCAUUAUAAGUAGUGAAUGAUAGGAUGAAAUGCACUUUACACCGCCUCGGUCUAUAACAAUGUUUGUCCAUCAGUGAACCCACAAAACAGACCUUCCUCAUAUAUAGUGACUACCAGAGUUACAGGAGAUGC
Geodia barretti is the source of this 2149-nucleotide messenger RNA. Lineage: Eukaryota; Metazoa; Porifera; Demospongiae; Tetractinellida; Geodiidae. The record is from the annotation of a GenBank genome assembly.